AUGGAGCGAUACCCCACACCUCCAUCUACCAGCUCCCCCAAGCAUAAAAAUCACGGAUAUCACAAUGGCCAUAACACAGACGAACGAAACGCAGCUUCGCGCGAUACAUAUGGAAAAGCAGCUACGGCCGAAUCAUACAUUUCACAAAAUGAACAAGCGCAGGAUAAAAAAUCCGGCAUCUAUUCUUCCUUUACAGACGCUUCAACAAUAGUUCCAGCCUCCACCGAGGCUUGGGCAUCUGGUCAUCCAGCUCCUAGUAAACCCACCGAGGUCCACGAUUUUUACGGCAUCACUUCUCAAGAUCCUUCCUACAACAUCCCGAAUCAAUUUUCCGGUCCUCCUCCAAGCACCGAUUACUUCAAAACUGCGUCGCAGGAUCCUCGCGCGAAAAGUCAUAGCUAUAGCUAUAAUGAUAAUAGCCAAAGGACUACUCAUCGACCAGCCCAAGAAACUUACUGGCAAACAACCUCCAAUCCCGAUUCUCCCUCCCAAACCCGCCCAAUGCAAAUCCUAGAUCCGCGUCCCUAUCCCGAAGACUUCGACCCCGCUCACCCCACUCACCCUGGUCCACCUCCCCGACGCUCCAGCUCCCCCAUCCCAAACACUCUACCCUCCAUAAUCAACACAAACCCCUACUCCCAACCCCCACAACAACCUCCUCACCCGCAACCAAUUCGUCGCCGUUCCUCCCCCAUCCCAGGACGCAUCACAUCACCCUUCAAAAAACCCCUCUCACCCUUCUCACUAUCCCGUCCUAAACCCCGUCCCGGCUUCAUCAAACGCGUAACCCACCGCAUAAAAUCCUGGAUCCAAUCUCUCUUCUCUUGGACCCGUGCUAAUCCCAUAAAAGCGGGUCUUCUAUCAUUUAUACCCGUUUUACUCGGAGCAGGAAUCGUCAAAACCGUGAAAGGAGUAAAAUAUUUCCUAGGUCGUGGAGCGGAUAAGGUGAAGGAAAAGAAAAAUAAACUGGGGAAAGGAAUACAGGAUGCGAGGAAGGCGCAGAGGAAAUGGGUUGAGGAUGUUCUUGGAGAUUUUAGGGGAUUUGCUGGAGCUAAGGGAGGUCCCGUUUAA
Molecule: messenger RNA, 1071 nt
Organism: Sclerotinia sclerotiorum 1980 UF-70
Lineage: Eukaryota; Fungi; Ascomycota; Leotiomycetes; Helotiales; Sclerotiniaceae
Exons: 1
Coding region: 1-1071 (356 amino acids)
Source: RefSeq, a predicted model, not a curated record